Molecule: messenger RNA, 1336 nt
Organism: Lingula anatina
Lineage: Eukaryota; Metazoa; Brachiopoda; Lingulata; Lingulida; Lingulidae
Source: RefSeq, a predicted model, not a curated record
UCACUUUUGUCCGGUAUAUAUACGGGACACGGCGCACGUUUCACCGCAGUCACGCCAAGACCCCAGACCAAGUCACGGGGCGACCACAGUAGCAGACUGGGACAACAUGACCGGCAUCGUCGACAGCUCCACGCCAAAGCCUGACAGCGAAUGCUACGCUAUGGAGGGCGACGUUGGGUGUGCAGACCCGGAGAACCAACGGCCUCUGAAACUGAAAAUCAAGCCAAAUAAGGCUAACAAGCAGGGAUGCUGUAAAAGUUGCUUGGGGGGCGGUUUCCUCAAGUCGUGCUACACGUAUACGGUUACUCUGCUCCUGCUACCGCUUAUCAUGACAGUGACGUACAUGUCCUACACUUGUAAUUAUGAAAAUGGGGAAUACGGCGCUCAAGCCGAUAUCGUCAGCUGUGCUGACCUGGGAGCAGGGAUGUUCUGUCCAGCCAACUGUCAAUCUCCCGUCUACUCAGUAUGUCCCCAAGGUUACCAGGAGAAUGGACUGCCCCCCGCCAUUCUCCGAUGCCCCCGAGGAACUGUUUGCUCCGCCCCUAAAGAGGGCGUGGUUGGGUGCGUGGAUAAAGGCGCCUGCUAUAAUACGGGUGGUGGCGCUGUACCAGUAGCUGCUCCGCUCCUUAACCGCGUGGAUGUUGACCAGGAACGGACAGGAAAACCCAACAACAGCCCAUAAAAAAGUAGGAUCGAUGGUCAAAGAAAGUCGACCUUAGUUAUAGAACGGGACAAGAAUAAGCAGUUAACAUUGCUGGAUUCAUUAAAUCGUCGAAUUGACAAGAAAUACUUUGUAGUAUAUCUGCAUAAUAGUCAUCACAUUGAUUUCGAUAGGGGCCAGAUGCUUCUUUCAACUCAUAGAUCUCAACUUCAUUGUUCACUUAGGCCGGUAUAUUUCAAAACUGUCUAUAAAGCUCUUUGGUAUUUGACCUCUACUGAACUUAUUGUGCCAAGGUUGCCAUAUUAUGAACCUUUGGCAUGAGAAUAGCUAAAUGAUUAAAAUGAUUGACAUUUAAAAUAAAGAAGUGAGUUGGACACUCAGGAAUAUUAAAACUAGCCUCAUGAUGAAUAUAGAUAUCUACAAUUCUCUCACAUUUAAGAACUUGACAAUAUUCUGUUGUUGCUGUUUUCCCAAAUUGAUGUACAUGUAUGCACCUUGUGUUAUGUUAUAAAUUUGUUAUAAAAGCAUAAAAAUUGUCUUCUUUUUUGUUUUUAAAUAAGUAAUGGAUUUAAAGGGGGUCUCGCCGAAAUGUGCAGAAAACCUUUUCAAAAAUGAUGAGUACGUUAUCUUAAGGAAAUUUGGCCUUUGGGGCGAACAGUAAAUAAAAAAUAUUUU